AUGUGGGGACUCCGGGCUUGGUAUGUGCCAUGUCUAGCUUCACAUGAGACCCUCCAAGAAUUAUGUAGGAAGGAAAAUCUGAGAUGUAAAUCCAUUGGAAUCACCAACAAGAGUCUAAAGAGUUAUGAGGUGGAAUAUUUGUGUGACUACAAGGUAGAAGAGGGCAAAGAAUACUAUCUUGUGAAAUGGAAAGGAUGGCCAGAAUCUUCAAAUACUUGGGAACCUCAGAAAAAUCUGAAAUGCCCAAAACUUCUUGAAAACUUCCUUAGUGACAAAGAUGAAUACUUAUCUCGGAUGAAAGAAGGCAAAGCACUGAAAGUGAGAAACAGUGUAAAAGCUUUGAAACCUGCAGUUGCAGAUUACAUUGUAAAGAAGGCUAAACAAAGAAUAGCUCUGCAGAGAUGGAAGGAAGAACUCAACAGGAAAAAGAAUCAUAAAGGAAUGAUUCUGGUAGAAAACACUGUGGAUCUUGAAGGUCCUCCUAUAGACUUCUAUUACAUUAAUGAGUAUAAGCCUGCUCCGGGGAUAAACGUAAUAAAUGGAAUAACAACUGGCUGUGAAUGCUCAGACUGCCCUGCUGAGAAGUGCUGUCCAAAAGAAGCUGGUUUUAUUUUGGCUUAUAAUAAACGAAAGAAGCUGAAAAUCCAGCCUGGCUUGCCCAUCUAUGAAUGCAAUUCAUUUUGUAGGUGUGGUCCUGACUGCCCUAAUAGGAUAGUACAGAAAGGUACACAAUAUUCUCUUUGCAUCUUCAGAACUAACAACGGCCGAGGCUGGGGAGUGAAAACACUUCAGAAAAUUAAGACCAACAGUUUUGUGAUGGAGUAUGUUGGAGAGGUGAUUACAAGUGAGGAAGCAGAGAGACGAGGCCAAUUCUAUGACAACCAGGGGAAUACGUACUUGUUUGAUUUGGACUAUGACUCAGAUGAGUUUACAGUAGAUGCAGCUCGAUACGGAAACGUGUCCCACUUUGUGAAUCACAGUUGUGAUCCCAAUCUUCAAGUCUUCAAUGUAUUUAUCGAUAACCUUGACCUGCGUCUUCCUCGAAUAGCACUGUUUUCCACAAGAACCAUCAAGGCUGGAGAAGAGCUGACCUUUGACUACCAGAUGAAAGGUUCUAUAGAUCUGACUUCAGACUCUGCUGAUGGUCUCAGCCCAUCCAGAAAGAGGAUCAGAACAGUCUGUAAAUGUGGAGCUGUUUGUUGCAGAGGUUAUCUCAACUGAGUUUGAGUACCCAAAGUCACAAAUACUUUGUUCUCUUCUAAAAGAGUUUUAAGGAGACUCUUCUUUCAUACAUAUAUUAUUCUUACAGCUCAUGGAAACAGAUACAACGAAAACAAGAUGUUAUGUUUGUAAUUGAAAUGGCAUUGGCCAAAGAAAGAGAUCUAGUGUUUCAGGUUGAAACUGAUAAUGUGGAUUAAAAUUUAAUUUUUCUAUCAUCGUUAUUUAGGAAGCAGUAAACUAUAUGGUAAGAAAACUCUUUAAAAUGUACCUUGAUUCUGAAUAUUAAAUGUAAGCUCACAGUGGUAGGCCUUUUAGGAGCUGAUUUCAGAGAGAAAAAGUGGUGUUGCAGAUUUUCUGUACCUUGCAAAGAAGGUAUUAGAAGGCAUUCAGUUUGAGUUCCUAAAUCAUAGCAGACAGUUCCUUUCUUUUUCUUUUUUUUCUUUUUUGUGGUGGUAUGUUAAAGGCUGAGAGAGAGAGUAGCAGUAACAUCUAUGGCACCACGAUGAGAGGCAUCGGACCACGACUAGAAGGCGGCUCAGAGGAAUGCAAAUUGGAAAAGCUCCAUUGAAUUCCACACAAUAAAAUCAUCGGUAUUAGUUGAGUCUGGGGGUCUUAAACAUCUUUAUCUGAUGUCAUGUUGUUUAGAAGCUUUAUGAAUAGAAUUUCUUAAAUCAUUACGUUCUGACUUUUAGUUCAGAUCCUGUAGGAGGUCUUCUUUUCUGCACAGAAUUUGUAAAUAUUUGGUUAUUAUUGGUAACACACACAGUUUUGUCUUCAUUGCAGAAAUUUGGCAGUCAUUGCUGGAAAAAAAAAAAAACUGGCUACAGUUUGGGAAUAGAAAAUAAAGUAAUUUAAGGAAAGCAGCCUAUUGCCCAUCAACACUGAUGCAUUCUGGAGAUAUACUUAGUUAUCUGUUAGGUGUAGAAAUAGCCUGGGAAUUGAUUUGUAUUAACAGUUGUUUUUGCUUAAGUUUUUACAUACUGUGACUUUUUUUUUUUAACCUAGUGACAGAUUUCUAAGAUAUUAGGCCUAUUUUUCUCGUGUUGCAAAAAUAUUAACUUCAGUGAAGUUAGGCUAGGGUUGAGCUACCCAUUUGCUGUAGUCAUUUGUAACAUGUUCUUGAAUGUAAAGGCUGAGAAGAAUACUGUUCUUCAGCUGCUUGAAUCAUUUUAUUAUUAUUACCUUAAAGUUGUCUUGAUCUGUUCAUAGUAUGUGCUACGUUUUGCUUGGCUUCAAAGACACUGAAAAGCACUUGAGUUUGGUUAUGAGUGGAGUUACAACCAAGGUCCAUGCUCUGGGGAUAUUUGAAGGGCUUAUUUCUCAUGGAUAAAAAAAGCUUGUAAAACUUGCAUGUUGCUUACAAAUACUUGCUUACAAAACGUUGACAGUCAGGCAGAAUGUUGUUGCUCCCUAAAUGGAUGCUAGCUAUGUAUCAUAGGUCAGCUAGUUGCCUUUAUAAGGUGCACAGCUGUUGUCUCAGGUGAAUGAAGUCAAGUACCCAGCACGUAUCAGUUUCCUUAAUUUGUUAGAAAAUGCCUUAAACUUCACGCUAGUUCCCAGCACUCCAAGAAGAGUGUUUCAGAGGAUAACACAGGUUGUCUGUUGAUUAAGAAGCACCGUUGCAUUGGCACUGAACAUCUGGCUCUUUGGCAAAAAAUGUCAUUUUUUUAUGCUUAGAGACAUUAAAAUCAGUUUCACAGUUGGAGCGAAGAGCGUGGGCCACUGCAAGUCCUGUCUGAGUUUUGUAAUCUACAACACAAAGAGAUACACGUUGAAAUUAUUGUUUUACAUGAGUAGGAGGAAACUUGCUUAUGUUUAAAAUUUGACAUUAACAGGCUCGGCUGUAUCCACACACUUGGAUAAAUGCUCAAUCUAAUCCAUUUAUAAAAUGUCACUUCUCCAACAAUUUUUAAUUUAUUGAUGUGGAAUGUUGGAACUUUAACAAACUCUAGAUUAUCUUCUGUCAUUUGGAGUUGUUUGCUUUCUCUUGCAUGUAGCCCAAUUUAGAAAUGCAUUCCACACGGAUGGAAUCUGCAACGUCCAGCUCCUGAAUCUGCUGCAGUCUGCAGCCUUUCCUCGGUGCAGGAGUGCAAGAGUUCUGCAGCAAGACGUAGAUUCCUUGCCACAUCGGUUUCUCUGGCCUCUGCUGUGCAAGUUGACAGAAUGGUUUACCACCCUCUUUGAUUUAAAAAUCACAAAUAAAUACACGUUCUAAGAUAAAAGUCUUACCAGUUGUACUUGAGUUCCGUGCCUGCCUUUUUCCCAAGGCAGUAUAUGUUAUCACCAGCAUUGAAGUGACAAACACUGUUGUUCUAUAAGGAUAUGUAUGUUACCUCUUGUGUGUUAAAUAAAGGACCUUUAAUUUAUGUUCUAGGAGGUAACAGUAUUUUGUAUUUAUUUGAAGUAAAAUCACAUAUCCAGUUUCUAAUUUAGAACACUGAACAGUGUUUAUGUAUUCAGUGCAUUUGCAGUUGAUAACUGAGCUUAACGGAAUACUGCAUCACUUUUAAAAUUCCUUUUGCUGUUUCUAUGAGUUCAGGGGGGAAAUUGCCAGAUUGGAAAAGAAGAAGAAAGGUAUUUUCCAUUUCUUAAGGAGCCUAAACCAGCCUAGCUUCUGCCUUUGUUUCGCUUUGUGGUCUGUUAGCAUCUUCAUGGCCACUACUUCAGUGGUGCAUGUGUACUUCUUAAGAGUCAGGUAACCUGUGCUUUGUCAUCUGGCUUAUUGUUUUUGUUGGGUUUAUUUCUGAGGUAGCAGAACUAAUGCUGCAACAUUAUCUGUAAGAUUGUCUAUUUAUUUAAUCUCAAAGUUAAAUCAAGUCAAUCUUUGGGUUAUUUCUAAUGUAUGUCUUAGGACUGUGUACUUUAGCAUAUGCAGUUUGUAAGCUCAGGAACAUUUUCUUCUCAUAAUGUGUGAUCUCUAGUAUUGCUAUCUUCCUACAGUUUUUGACAAAAUAAAUUAAAUUUAGUUUUUUUUU
Molecule: messenger RNA, 4196 nt
Organism: Meleagris gallopavo (turkey)
Lineage: Eukaryota; Metazoa; Chordata; Aves; Galliformes; Phasianidae
Source: RefSeq, a predicted model, not a curated record